UGCCUCCCAUCCUCUCCAGCCGAACAGGUCAUCCGGCUCCUUGUCCAGGUCACACCAUGAUGUGGGUUGUCUUGCCUCUCCUCCUGGGGCUGUCCUCCGCCCUGCCCCAGGCGCCCUCCACCGGCUACGUCCUCCCCCAGCCUGCCGGAGGCGCCGCCCAACUCUCCCUCGGAACCGCCCCCAGCCCCCAGCCCGCCGCGCCCGUCAUCCAGCUGCCUAACGCCCUCGCCCAGGUCAUGCAGGCCGCCCAGGCUCACCUUGCCUCCGCUCCUACUGCCCCUGCUGUGCCUGCUGCGCCUGCCGCCCCUACUGCCCCUGCUGUGCCUGCUGCGCCUGCUGCGCCUGUAGCUCCAGUUGCACCAGCCGCUCCUGCUGCCCCUGCUGCGCCUUCUGUACCUGUUGCGCCUACUGCCCCUGCUGCGCCUGUCGCUCCCACUGUUCCUGUUGCCCCUGCUCUUCAUUCUGCUCCAGCUGCCCCUGCUGUACACUCUGUUCCUGCUGCGCCUGCGGUACAUUCUGCCCCAGCUGCUCCUGCUGUACACUCUGUUCCUGCUGCGCCUGCUGUACAUUCUGCCCCAGCUGCUCCUGCUGUACACUCUGUUCCUGCUGCGCCUGCUGCUAGC
Penaeus vannamei (Pacific white shrimp) is the source of this 623-nucleotide messenger RNA. NCBI's taxonomy places the organism in Eukaryota, Metazoa, Arthropoda, Malacostraca, Decapoda, Penaeidae. The record is from RefSeq and is a predicted model, not a curated record.